AUGACAAAUAUUUCUCCAGAAGAGGAGGGCAGUAGCCCGGAGUUCAUUGCGAACGCGAAAAAGCUCCGAGCUUGCAGCAACUGUGCGCGCCUCAAGAUCAGAUGCAGGUGGCCACCGGCCACGGAACAUGGUGAACCAACCGAUUGCACAAGAUGUUCUCGGAUGAACAUCCGCUGUCGGGUGCCGGAACCAGUACCCAGAAAGAAACGGGGAAAGUCGAGUCGAGUCACCGAACUAGAGAAGAAAAUCGAUGGCCUAGUCAAUCUUUUCCAAACUCAACAACAGACCAAGCAACAUGGAGCUCAAGCUCUUACUCCCGCUACCAGUUCAUCGACUUAUGAAGAAAACCAGCUGCGUGGACUACUGCCUUGCGCCGGGCUCCCCAUGCCUCAACCUGAUACCGAAGCAUCCUCCAAUGCUGUCACCCCUGACCCUCACUGCAGCACUCAACACACCCCAGAUGUCGGUCCUUCGAAUACCUUGCAGUUGGUCCCUGGACUCUCCCUCACCAUGGAUCAAGCCGAAGAAUACCUCAACAUCUACCGCACUCGCAUGGUCCCACACUUCCCCUUCAUACCUAUCCACGUCAAUGUGACGGCACGGGAGCUCCAUUCCCAAAAGAGGUUUCUUUUCUGGUGCAUCAUGCAGGCUCUAAUUCCUCAGGAAGCCCCUGUCCAGAAGGCGGUAGAUGAUUGGAUUCGGCACCAUGCAGCAGUGCAUAUUAUCGUGAACAGGGAGAGAAAGCUUGAGCUGCUACAGGGCCUGCUAAUCUACAUUGCCUGCUAUGCUUGGGGUGACGUCCAUAUCCACUUGGGCAUGAGUGCCAACGGCCUACUGCAACUUGCCAUAGGCAUGGUCUCAGACAUGAGCAUCAACACUCUUGCUGGACCACUAGCCUGGAUGCCCAAGACCAUGUUGUCGGAUGCAUGGGCUGUUAUCAGCAAAGGAAAACACUUCGAAACCCCAAAACAGACUCUAGAGGAGCAGAGAGCGGUCUUGGGAGGCUACUUCAUUGCAUCUAGCGUGGCGAUUUCAAUGCGAAGAAGCCCCCAAGUACAAUGGUCUGCACAUAUGGCGCGGUGCUGCAGAAGCAUCCGUGAAGCUGGAGAGUUCGCAACGGACUCAAGCUUGAUUGCCUUCGUGCGCAUGCAACAUAUAACCGAUCGUCUGAGAUCUUUGUUCCCAAUUUACGACAGAGACGAGGACACACCUGCCCCAUUCUUCAAGGAGCACUACAGCGCAAUAUUCUCGUCCGUACGAAAGGAGAUUGAGGACCUUCAGAAAGAGGAGCCUGGCAUAAACAAAGAUAACCGUAAGUGGCUCUUUCUUUCACGCCGGCAACAUCUGCUUACCUCAUUUCUCCUCGCAGCUCUUGUUUGGUGUCAUUACGUGACCCUACCAGUCAGACUUUACGAGCCCGCACUGGGCAUGCGACCAAUGAGCCCAGCAGAUACAGCGUCGCCGACCGAGCCGUACAGCCGGACUGAAGCCCUCUGGAAAUGCCUCGAGUCUGUUCAGGCCGCCAUGGAUGCUUUACUGUCUAUACCUGCAGAGAUAUAUGCAUACCUGCCCUUCACCCUAGUCUCAGCCACCGCCUUCGUAAUGAUGGCAGCGAACCGGCUUCUUUUGGAAGACGGCAGCCCCGACUGGGACGUUACUAUCGCUCGGCAAAAGAUUCCACACGCGCAAAACGCACAACGCAUGGCAGACAGGUUCGAAGAGGCGGAUAACGUUGCCCUUGUUGUCGGCCAGAAGAGGCGCCUUUUUGAAGACCAGACGUCUAGAUGGGCUAACUAUGCCUACCGUGCACGAUGGAUGAAGAACUGGUAUUUGAGCAAAGUGUCUCCUCCGCAGCGGGAGCCGUCCGCUGAGCAACCUCCGAAUACCGCGGAGGGUUCAACGAACGACGCGAGCAUGUCUUGGGUGGACGAUGUCACCAUGGACAAGAUGUUCUGGGGACAGAUGAUUGUGGAUGGAUUCGGCCAGAUGCCGUAUGACUUUCAGUUCGGUAACGAUUCGAUGCAGACCUUGCAGGGCAUCAUGUGGCAGGAUGGGAUGAGCACGACUGAGACGAUGGCCAUGGCGAACAUGAUACCCCAGUAG
Messenger RNA from Colletotrichum gloeosporioides, 2103 nucleotides. RefSeq lists its product as uncharacterized. Gene Ontology annotation, biological process: regulation of DNA-templated transcription. Gene Ontology annotation, cellular component: nucleus. Gene Ontology annotation, molecular function: zinc ion binding; DNA-binding transcription factor activity, RNA polymerase II-specific; transcription cis-regulatory region binding. Bases 1 to 2103 code for a protein of 700 amino acids. The record is from RefSeq and is a predicted model, not a curated record. The transcript is spliced from 5 exons. Lineage: Eukaryota; Fungi; Ascomycota; Sordariomycetes; Glomerellales; Glomerellaceae.